AAAAAGUAGCACAUUGACUGACAGGAAGAGGUGACGUGCUGCGGUGCGUGAUUUUGAUUUUGAAUAAAAUAAAAUACGAAAUUACAACUAAUAACUCUAAAUUGAAUAACAACAGCCUUAUAGUUAAUGCUCACCUGACAAUAAACGCAACCAAGAGAACACAACAUGUCUUCUGCUUCUAAUAAUACUGAUGACAAGAAUGAAAAUCCUAAACCGGAGAAUCUGAAAAGAUGUCAUGAAGAUGACGAUAGCUAUGAACCACCGAAAAAAAUCUCUGCAGAACACAGUUCGGUAGUAGCAGCACACUAUAACCACUUGGAGGAAAAAGGCUUGAGAGAAAGAUUUAAUUCGCCUAUAUAUUAUCUCAGAAACUUUAACAAUUGGGUCAAAAGUGUACUUAUACAAGAGUAUACAGACAAAAUUAGAGAAAAAGACUAUGGGAGAUCGUUAAGAGUACUAGAUAUAUGCUGCGGCAAAGGUGGUGAUUUAAGUAAAUGGCAGAAGGCUAGAGUAGAGCAUGUAGUUUUCGCUGACAUAGCUGACGUAUCAGUCCAGCAGUGCCAGACGAGAUAUGAAGAUCUUGGCGCACGGUCACGAGGCGCCCGUCUAUUUUCCGCCGAAUUUAUAGCUGCAGAUUGUACUAAAGACACACUUAGGGAUAAAUACAAAGACCCCUCUAUAAGUUUUGAUAUUGUAAGCUGCCAAUUCGGACUUCAUUAUAGUUUUGAAAGCUUACCUCAAGCAAAAAGGAUGUUAACUAACAUAUCAGAGUGUUUAAAACCUGGGGGUUAUUUUUUUGGAACAAUUCCUGAUGCAUAUGAAAUUGUCUCACGAGCACAAAAAUCCAACGGAUCAUUUGGGAAUAGGAUAUAUAACAUUAAACUGCUGUUUGAUGUUGAACAAGGCUAUCCUCUUUUCGGUGGGAAGUAUGACUUUCAUCUAGAAGGUGUUGUAGAUUGCCCUGAAUUUUUAGUUAAUUUUAAAUUAUUUACUAAAUUAGCAUUGGACUUUGGCUUGGAGCUAGUAUACAAAGCAAGAUUUGCAGACUUCUAUAAAGAUCACUCUGAAAAGUACAGACAACUUCUUCAAAAGAUUGUUUGCUUUGAAAGUUAUCCACCACCACCAGGAAAAGAGCUUAUUGCUGACGAAACAGAGUAUGAACAUGCAAAACAAUGCUGGGAUGCCAAGGAUAACAAGACUGAGCGGGAUCGAUUGGGCACUAUGAGCUCAUGCGAAUGGGAAGUUGCCACUGUAUACAUGGCCUUUGCAUUUCGAAAACUGAAAAAUACAUGGGAUGCAAAUGGAAAGCCUGUGUAUGCAAAAUCAAAAGAAGAAAGUCAAUCAACAAGUAAAUGACUUAAAUGAAUUGGAGGACUACAUCCUUUCUUUAGUAUAAUUUUGUAAACAGUAAGCAAGAUAUAGUUAUUAAGUUUUCUCAAUUUUUGUACUUGUAUAAUUAACUGCAGUUUCAACUGAGUCUUGCAAUUUCACAAACAUUCACUUUGAGAGUUACAGUGAUUUUGGAUUUUGAUUUGUAAAUAAUUUUUGAUUGAUAAUAAGUAAAUAAACAAUAAUUCAGACAAUUCACGAGAA
Helicoverpa zea (corn earworm) is the source of this 1593-nucleotide messenger RNA. RefSeq names its product mRNA cap guanine-N7 methyltransferase (gene Rnmt). The coding region runs from base 166 to 1356 and encodes 396 amino acids. The transcript has 2 exons. Gene Ontology annotation, molecular function: mRNA 5'-cap (guanine-N7-)-methyltransferase activity. Lineage: Eukaryota; Metazoa; Arthropoda; Insecta; Lepidoptera; Noctuidae. Gene Ontology annotation, biological process: 7-methylguanosine mRNA capping. The record is from RefSeq and is a predicted model, not a curated record. Gene Ontology annotation, cellular component: nucleus.